Messenger RNA from Adineta ricciae, 879 nucleotides. The record is from the annotation of a GenBank genome assembly. Lineage: Eukaryota; Metazoa; Rotifera; Eurotatoria; Adinetida; Adinetidae.
AUGGUGAUCAGACUCCUUCUCUCAAAACAGUGGAAAGAUGGUCGAGAAGAAAUCGAAGAUGAAGCACGAUCUGGUAGACCCAUUACUGAAACAACAUUUGAAAAUUUCGAAAGAAUUCGUCUUCUUAUCGAUGAUGAUCCUUAUCUAACAAUAGAAGAAUUAGAAUACGAAACUGGUUUAAGUCAUGGUACAAUUCAUCGAAUCAUCGCCGAGCAUUUGAACCUGAAAAAAAUCACAGCACGUUAUGUACCAAAAGAUCUAACCGACUUUCAACGGGCUGAACGAGUUCGAAUAUGUAAAGAAAAUUUGGCGAAAUUUCAACAAGGAGCAUGGCGAUUAUGUGAUGUAAUAACCGGUGAUGAAUCGUGGUUUUUCCAUAAACAAAUCGGUCGAAAGUCGUCAAAUGCAGCGUGGGUAAAAAAAGGAGAUCCGCCGUCCACUGUAACUCGACAAAGUAAAUAUGCUCCAAAGACCUUGUUCUCAAUUUUUUUCAAGUCCAAUGGUCCGAUGCUGAUCCACCAUUUGAAACGUGGAGAGACUAUAGAUCACCAAUAUUACAUCAACAAUUGUUUACGUCCCAUAGUGGAUGAAAUUAAACACCAAAGACCUUCGUAUGGAACACGUGGGAUGAAGAUACAUCAUGAUAAUGGAAAACCACAUAUCCAUGAACAGACAUCCACUUAUCUUCGAUCAGAAGGUCUCACAGUGAUACCACAUCCAGCCAACUCUCCUGACCUAUCGCCAUGUGAUUUCUGGUUGUUCGACUUCAUCAAGGACAAUCUGACCGAUUACAAUGAUUCGCAAUCAUUACAUGAUGCUAUAGUGAAUUUCAUGUACUCGGUCAAUAAAGAAGAGUACAAAAAAACAUUUGAAAAAUAG